AAUUUUCCGUACCAUAGGGACUACCUUCUCAAACGUAGACACGCCCACAACCAAUUCUGAUCAUCUUCUCUGAACAGACUAGCUAUUCCCCACGGUGUUCGGCGGGCGGGGAACUUUGAUUUGUGAAGUCGUGUAUGGAGGAAUGAUGGAAACUUUGCACAGGAGGAUAGAGACAUGGAUCAAAGAUCAGAGUGCAAGGAUAAUGAGCCUCACCCGGCCGCCCCUGCAGUGGCCAAUGGCGGUGAAGUGGCCUUGGGGCGAUGGCAAAGAGCAGAGGAAGAGAGUUCAGGAGGAGUUUGAACGGAGAAAGAAGCAACUCAAGGAUCUCUGCUUCGCCGUUAAGGCUGAAUCUGUCUCCGAUUUGCAGGAUAUCCUUUGCUGCAUGGUGCUGUCUGAGUGUGUUUACAAGAAAAAUGGAACUGAAAUUAUACGAGUGGUGAACAAGUUUAUGGCUGACUUUGGAGGAAACGUUUCUAUAGAACGUGUUCAACCCUCUUCUGAUCAUGUUCCACACAGGUAUUUGCUAGCUGAAGCAGGUAACACCUUAUUUGCUUCAUUUGUUGGGACCAAGCAAUACAAGGAUGUCAUGGCUGAUGUGAAUAUAUUUCAAGGUGCCAUAUUUCAUGAAGAUCCCACAGGAGACUUUAACGAGAACGAAUCCACAGAAGUGGACAGUCAGAAGAACAGCGUUGAAAAUUUCUCAAAAUCUAUGGACUUGAUGCCUAAACCAACAAAACCUAUGCCAAAACCAGCAGUUCACAAGGGAUUCUUGGCUCGUGCUAAAGGAAUACCUGCAUUGGAGCUGUACAGGCUUGCGCAGAAAAAGAAGCGGAAACUUGUGUUGUGUGGCCAUUCACUUGGUGGAGCUGUCGCAGUCUUAGCUACUCUUGCCAUUUUAAGGGUUGUUGCUGCUUCAUCAAGAGAGCAUGAAAAGGUUCAGGUGAAAUGUGUCACUUUCUCCCAGCCACCAGUUGGAAAUGCUGCUUUAAAAGACUAUGUGAAUAGCAAAGGGUGGCAGAACUACUUUAAAACCUAUUGUAUUCCAGAAGAUUUGGUGCCUCGUAUAUUGUCUCCUGCAUAUUUUCACCACUAUAGUACCCAGUCGCUACCAACACAUUCUGAUGCUAGUGGCUCGCUAUCUAUAUCAAAACCAAAAGGGGCUGAUAAGAAGAAUGGUGAAAGAGGAAAAGAAAAGGAUGGGGAGCAACUAGUUCUCGGUGUAGGUCCUGUUCAGAACCCAUUUUGGAGACUCUCUAGGCUUGUGCCUUUAGAAGGUGUGAGAAGUCAGCUCUAUAAGUACAGAAGGAAGAAGGAUGGACCUCUUGAAUCAUCUGCUAACAGUGCUUCAGCAUUACCAUCAUCUCUUAAUGAUAUAUCUACCCCACAGUCUCUUGAAAUCCAGGAAGGCUCUGACGGAAUCACUCUUCAACCAUUGCCUCAGGCAAAUGAAUAUAUUUCUGGUGACCUGAAGAAUGGAAAAUCUUCUGCCAGUAAUGGGGAGAAGAGGGCACGAAGAAUAAUUCCUUCAUUACCUUCAUAUGUACCGUUCGGUCAGCUUUUUCUUCUGGGGAGCUCAUCGGUGGAGUUUCUAUCCGGUGCAGAGUAUUCAAAACUGAUAUCGACUUUUUCAGGUCAGAUCUGUGAUUGCUGAAGUAAGAGAAAGAUUUCAGUCACAUUCAAUGAGGUCAUACAGGGCUCGGUUCCAAAGAAUCUAUGAGCUCUGUAUGAGUGAUGAAACUUUGACAUUUUUGGGGAUGGAACAAGCAAAAAAGCAAUUUCCACAGUUGCAGAAGUGGUUAGGUAUUUCUGCUAAUGAAGGUGUCGUUGAACUUGGGCAUAUUGUAGAGUCUCCCAUUAUCCGUGCGGCUACCUCAAUAGUUCCUCUUGGUUGGAGUGGGGUUCCUAGGGACAAAAACUCUGACUCCUUGAAAGUUGACAUUGCUGGCUUUGGGUUACAUCUAUGUACACUUGUUCAAGCUCGUGUUAAUGGUCGCUGGUGUUCAACCACGGUGGAAUCUUUUCCCUCACAGCCAGAGUACUCCACUGAUAAUGGACAGUUUCCAGAAUUACAGCACAUGCGAAUUUCAGUUGGAGCUCCGUUAAGAAGGCCACCGAAGCACCACAUGGGUGAUGACAUGCUAUCUACAAUGUUCCCUCCUAUUAAUUCUUCCCACAUUGAUUUGAAAUCAAUGCAGGGUGCUACUUCAUCUAGUGAGGGAAAUUUUAUACGCACCCAUGGGUUAGAUCUUGUCAUUUUCUGCCAAACAGAUUUUGCUACUGUUUCAAGAGAGGUUGACAUCAGGACUCGCAGGGUGCGAUUGGUUGGCUUAGAGGGCGCUGGUAAAACUUCUCUUCUGAAGGCAAUUCUGAGUCAAGGAAGAAGCACUUCCAGUGACUGUACUGAGAAUCUGCUAUUGGAUGCGGAUGUUCAAGAAGGGCUAAUUGGUGGCUUGUGCUACUCAGAUUCAUCGGGAGUUAAUUUGCAGAAUCUGAAAAUGGAGGCAUCCUGUUUCAGAGAUGAACUGUGGAAAGGAAUCCGUGAUCUCAGUAAGAAGACCGAUUUGAUCAUUCUUGUUCAUAACUUAUCUCACCGAAUACCUAGAUACAGCGAACCAACUUCAUCCCACCAGCCCAAACCGGCUCUUUCUCUUUUCUUAGAGGAGGCCAAAUCUCUUGGAAUUCCUUGGGUUCUUGCAAUUACAAACAAAUUCUCCGUGAGUGCAAAUCAACAAAAGGCAGCCAUUGAUUCUGUUCUACAUGCAUAUCAAGCAUUUCCAAGCACAACUGAGGUCAUCAAUUCAUGCCCCUAUGUCAUGCCUAAUGCAUCCGGCACUCAUCAGUCUUGGAAAACAGAGGAGGGAGAUCCGAGUGAACCAAUGGGUGCUCAUAAGCUGAUAUUUGCUCCUCUUAGAUUUGUUACAAAACCUUUCCAGAACAAAGUUUCAGUGUUCCCAGUGGAGGGUGUAUCUAAUCUUUGUAAUAUCGUGCACCGUGUGCUUCGAAGCUAUGAGGAAGCUGCUUUUCAGGAACUCGCGAAAGACAGACUUUUCUUGGAACUGGUUAGGGAGCGAGAAGUUGUUGCCAAUGCUAUCAGAGAGGCCAUGACUAAGGAAAAUUCUAUUUCUGCUGCAACCAUUGGGGCUUCCCUUGGAGCUGGUGUUGGCAUUGUUUUUGCAGUUGUCAUGGGAGCUGCUUCUGCUUUGAGAAAGCCUUGAAAAUUUUGGCGUUUUUUUUUGUUUCUUGAAAUAACUUUAUUUUUUAAAAUUCAAAUGUGAAUAUCUGUACCAUAUAGAUUUAUAUUUGUUAGGAAGAGAAGGAUAUAAAUGAUUUAUUAUUCAUUUAAUUGAUUUGACCAUGAGUCCAUGACCUUUUCGAAAUAAGUCAACCCUUGUGGCCUUGU
This is a messenger RNA of Cuscuta epithymum, 3400 nucleotides long. Lineage: Eukaryota; Viridiplantae; Streptophyta; Magnoliopsida; Solanales; Convolvulaceae. The record is from the annotation of a GenBank genome assembly.